GGGAGGGGGGAGGGCUUUCAGCGGCGGACCGACUUCCGGCGGCUGAGCAGGAAGUUGCAAACUUAUUCCAUCCUUUGUGUGAAGAUGUGUUUCCUCAUUUGACUCCUGAAAGGAUGUCAACACUUUUUCCCUCGCUCUUUCCCCGAGUGACGGAGUCAUUGUGGUUUAAUCUGGAUCGACCAUGUGUGGAUGAAAAUGAACUUCAACAACAAGAGAACCAGCAUCAGGCUUGGCUGCAGAGUAUUGCUGAGAAGAACAGUACUUUGGUCCCAAUUGGAAAGCCUGCCUCUGAGCAGAACUAUGAUGAUGAGGAAGAAGAGGAUGAUGAAGAUGAUGAGGACAGCGAAGAGGACUCGGAGGAGGAUGAAGACAUGCAGGACAUGGAUGAAAUGAACGAUUAUAAUGAGUCACCCGAUGACGGAGAGAUAAAUGAGAUCGACAUGGAGGGUGCUGAACAGGAUCAGGACCAGUGGAUGAUCUAAUGGGCCCAUGACUCUCUUUAUGCUCAAAUCCAGGGAUGGUCUUCAAUUUUAUUCUCCAACAUUGAACUUAGCGUGGAAAAUGAUGAGUCUGACACCGAACCCGGCCCACUCCCUGAGAGCAUGCACACCAGCUUCCUCUGUGUGUACAGUGACUGAGACAUGAAUCAUAAUGGACGACAAACUCUCUUUUACACUGGAACAGGAGUUCAUUCAUUCAGCCUCUUGAGAAUGUUACACCAUUCAAUUAGAUCAUGCUGAUCUGCAUCUCAUCCACACGUCUUGGUUCCAUAACCCAAACACCCAGACCUACAUUCAUCUCCAUUUUGUGGUUGUCAAUUGACUCCACGACCUCAGCAACAUUUUCUUUGGCAGAAAGUUCCAGAUUUCCACUGCUCUCCUCCAGUGUUGGGAAAGUAGCAUUGUGUUUUUUGAGUCACUGUGCAGUGGGAUGUUCUGUCGUCUUAUUUGUAGAAUCGAGGGGAAUUUUGAAUCAAUGUUGAUGCCUCUGGAAUACGGUGAUGAGUUUCCUAUCUCGGCUCUGCAGUCAGGGAAGGGGCCAAGCAGAGAUUGUGUACACUUUGCAAGAUGUAGAAUUUAUAGGCCUCCUCGUAACCCCUCUUCAUCUCACCCUAUCAGCAUAUACUUCUAUUCCAUUUGCUCUCCUGAGCUUAUCUAGUUUCCCUUAAAUGCAUCUCUGUUAUUCUUCUUAACCACAUCCUGUCUUGGCGAGUUUCACAUUCUCAACUAGGGAAAAGAGUCAAACGACAGCCCUGAACAUGCCCUCACGUGCCAUGUAAUAGUAUUAUAUUUUCCACUUCUCCUGUACAAUUGGUUGGGAAGAUGUCUGCUGAACUAUGUAAUAAAAUGCUUUCUUUUAAGGUCCA
Carcharodon carcharias (great white shark) is the source of this 1366-nucleotide messenger RNA. It is a transcript of the gene anapc15, whose product is annotated as anaphase promoting complex subunit 15. The record is from RefSeq and is a predicted model, not a curated record. The transcript has 6 exons. The coding region runs from base 114 to 482 and encodes 122 amino acids. Lineage: Eukaryota; Metazoa; Chordata; Chondrichthyes; Lamniformes; Lamnidae. Gene Ontology annotation, cellular component: anaphase-promoting complex. Gene Ontology annotation, biological process: regulation of mitotic cell cycle spindle assembly checkpoint.